UUGUUUUUCGGCGUGUUGACGCACAUCGUGCAAGUGUUAUAUUUACUGAUAAAAAUGACGAAAAAGAAGCCUCUAGGAGUUGGCUUGAGCCGCGAUGAGCGGAUGUUGAUUGUGGUCGGUGAAAUCAUACAGGAGCUGCUGAAGGCACACCACGAAGGCAAGGAUGUGAAUUUGAACCGCCUGAAAACGCGCAUCUCGUCUAAUUAUGGGCUAGAGUCGGCACCGCGCCUCGUGGAUAUUAUAGCGGCCGUACCACACGAGGCAAAAUCAAUCCUUUUGCCGAAGUUGCGUGCAAAACCAAUCCGUACGGCUAGUGGUAUUGCAGUUGUUGCUGUUAUGUGUAAACCGCACCGUUGUCCGCAUAUCAACAUGACCGGAAACAUUUGCGUAUACUGUCCCGGUGGUCCGGACAGUGAUUUCGAGUAUUCCACCCAAAGCUACACCGGAUACGAACCAACCUCAAUGCGUGCAAUCCGUGCCCGGUAUCAUCCCUUCCUGCAAACACGCCACCGGGUCGAGCAACUGAAGCAGCUGGGCCAUUCGGUCGAUAAGGUGGAAUUCAUCGUGAUGGGUGGUACGUUUAUGUGUUUGCCGGAAGAUUACCGAGACUUCUUUAUACGCAACCUACACGAUGCGCUGUCCGGGCACACAAGCUCUAGCGUGGCGGAAGCGGUCAAAUAUUCGGAAAAAUCGCACACCAAGUGUAUCGGUAUAACGAUCGAAACGAGACCAGACUACUGUUUGAAGCGACAUCUUUCCGAUUUGCUGUCGUACGGAUGCACCCGGCUCGAGAUUGGUGUGCAGUCGGUGUACGAGGAUGUGGCGCGGGAUACGAACCGUGGUCACACCGUGAAAGCAACGUGCGAAAGCUUCCAGAUGUCGAAGGAUGCUGGUUUUAAGGUGGUCUCGCACAUGAUGCCGGAUCUGCCGAACGUGGACAUCGAGCGAGACAUUGAGCAGUUUAUAGAAUUUUUCGAAAACCCAGAUUUCCGUGCUGAUGGGUUGAAAAUCUAUCCUACGCUCGUUAUCCGUGGUACGGGAUUAUACGAACUGUGGAAAACGGGACGGUACAAGAGCUAUCCACCUUCAACGUUGGUUGACUUGGUAGCGAAAAUAUUGGCCCUUGUGCCUCCCUGGACACGUGUGUAUCGUGUGCAGCGCGAUAUUCCGAUGCCCCUGGUUACGUCCGGUGUGGAGCAUGGUAAUCUUCGUGAACUUGCGCUGGCACGCAUGAAGGACCUCGGUACGGACUGUAGGGAUGUGCGUACUCGUGAAGUUGGCAUACAGGAAAUCCACAACAAAGUACGACCGGAUCAGGUAGAACUAAUAAGGCGUGAUUACGUCGCGAACGGUGGCUGGGAAACGUUCCUGUCGUACGAAGAUCCAAAGCAGGACAUUCUGGUGGGUUUGUUGCGACUGCGCAAAUGUUCGCCGGACACCUUCCGACCGGAACUGAUCGACAAUUGUUCGAUUGUGCGCGAACUGCACGUUUACGGUUCGGUAGUGCCGGUGAAUGCACGUGAUCCGACCAAAUUCCAACAUCAAGGGUUCGGAAUGUUGCUGAUGGAGGAAGCGGAACGUAUUGCGCGGGAGGAACAUGGCAGCAGGAAGCUGGCGGUCAUAUCCGGUGUUGGUACGAGGAACUAUUACCGCAAGAUUGGGUAUGAACUUGAUGGGCCGUACAUGUCCAAGAUGUUAUAAUGAGAUAGAAGAAACGAA
Anopheles maculipalpis is the source of this 1719-nucleotide messenger RNA. It is a transcript of the gene Elp3, whose product is annotated as elongator complex protein 3. NCBI's taxonomy places the organism in Eukaryota, Metazoa, Arthropoda, Insecta, Diptera, Culicidae. Gene Ontology annotation, biological process: tRNA wobble base 5-methoxycarbonylmethyl-2-thiouridinylation. The coding region runs from base 55 to 1701 and encodes 548 amino acids. The transcript is spliced from 4 exons. Gene Ontology annotation, molecular function: acyltransferase activity, transferring groups other than amino-acyl groups; iron-sulfur cluster binding. Gene Ontology annotation, cellular component: cytoplasm; nucleus; elongator holoenzyme complex. The record is from RefSeq and is a predicted model, not a curated record.